This is a messenger RNA of Mesocestoides corti, 801 nucleotides long. NCBI's taxonomy places the organism in Eukaryota, Metazoa, Platyhelminthes, Cestoda, Cyclophyllidea, Mesocestoididae. The record is from the annotation of a GenBank genome assembly.
AUGAGAAGGAAAGGUGCCGUUGUUCCAUUGCUUUUGGCAUUGGUGGCAGUCGUGUGGAUUUUUCGAUCAGCUAACCAUGUGACGGUGUACGUGAUCACACCGACGUACUACCGACCAAACCAAAUAGCCGACUUAACCAGACUGUGCACGGUGUUCAAAGUUGCCGGCAACAUCCGAUGGCUUGUGGUUGAGGACGCCGAUCACAAAAGUGGGGUCCUAGCGAAGUUUCUGCAGCAUUGUGGAAUUCCGUAUGUCCACUUGAACGCCCCGACGACCCUCAGCAGCAAACGCAUUCGAGGCUCGAAUCAGCGGAACGAGGCACUGCGGUGGCUUCGGGCGAACAUUCGACCGAACCAGGAACGAGGCGUGGUGUACUUCGCUGAUGACGACAACACGUACCACCCGGAUCUGUUUGCAGAGAUGCGGACAUUGAGGAGAGGUGCAACGUGGCCGGUCGGUCUCAUUGCGAGUUCGGAAUGGGAGGGCUGCAUCACUGAGCCCGACGAUCGCAAUUCCAUCAAGACGUUCUGGAGUAACGUGAAGUACAAACGAACAUUCCCCAUCGACAUGGCCGGAUUCGCCGUUAGCCUGGACCUGGUGUUGCAAAAUCCGAAGGCCUUGUUCGACGACCAGACUCUCGGGAAGCAGGAGGGUCUGAUUUUGUCUGGACUGGGUUUCAAGGAUGCCUUUGAACUGGAACCGAAGGCUGACGGCUGCACGAGACUCCUAGUUUGGCACACCAAAUCGAAAGAGGCGAUUUUGAAGAUACCGGCACCACGCACAAUUCCUGACCUUUUCUGA